Molecule: messenger RNA, 2941 nt
Organism: Lineus longissimus
Lineage: Eukaryota; Metazoa; Nemertea; Pilidiophora; Heteronemertea; Lineidae
Product: elongation factor 1-alpha-like
Exons: 5
Coding region: 763-2151 (462 amino acids)
Biological process (GO): carbohydrate metabolic process; translation
Molecular function (GO): phosphotransferase activity, alcohol group as acceptor; GTP binding; GTPase activity
Source: RefSeq, a predicted model, not a curated record
AUAUUGUUGACGCUUUAAAUUUAAUAUGCCAUCGAGCUUUUGUGGGUUUUGUCCCCACUGUCAAGAUUUGCUAGGAGAUUUAUAGACUUAUGUAUACAUGAAUGAUAAAUAUGAAUGGAUUAUGCUUGGAUGUACGAGUUAACGAUUAGCCUUGGUAGGAUAUACUAACAUUCGUUUGGCUAAAGGAAUUUCGAAUCAACACUUUGGAACUUAAUUUCUUCAAAGUUGUUGGGUACGAAAGGAUGGUAGCAUUAUGUGUAGGAUAAGAUAGUGCUCUUGCAGAGGAAUAUUGAAUUACUCUCGAAAGUUCGCGGUGUAGUUUGUAUUGCUGUCACGUUCUAGGAGCAGAGCAUUGAAAGGUCAUUAUGGUAUCCAUGUGGUGUACUCCUGCUGUUUCUGCGCUGAGACGUGUUAGCUGUGGUCGGACAUAGAAGGGAUACUCUCCAAGAGGCUAUGAGGAUGGACAGGCCUGUGUUAUUACACAGGAGUUGAAUGAUCUUUCAGCGUUCAAUUGAGUUAACUUGACUCUGAACCGGACUCCGGGAUUAUCUUUUGACUCCGAGAUUGGACAAGUUUGUUGACCACUGCUGAAGUCAUAUUUACGGCUGGUCCCCCUGGUGCAUCGUUAUUUACAACUGCACCAGCAAAGCUUUCUUCAGCCCAGACCUUAGGGUUGCUGGAAGAAACAUCGCACAGCUUUGUCCUUUCAUCAACGGGAAAGGUUCGCCAGAAUAGUUCAUUUACUAACAUAUUCCUGAUACGAUGGCGAGCCCGAAGCCCCACCUCAACCUCGUGGUCCUGGGACACACUGGAGCGGGUAAAUCAACACUGAUUGGUCACCUUUUAGCAGAUUUAGGUGACGUGGGUGAGGAGACGAUGGCGAAGGUCACGAGACUGGCUACAGAGGCAGGGAGAAGCGAUUGCAAGUACGCAUGGCUCGUCAAUCAUACGCGAGGCGAAAGGGAACGAGGUUUGACCAUCGACGUUCACGCGGGACAUUUCGAGACUUCGAAGUAUGCCGUGAACAUACUGGACGUCCCGGGACACAGAGAUUUCUUAAAGAACAUGAUAGCUGGCACAUCAGAGGCUGACGGUGCCAUACUUCUAGUGUCAGCCGCCAGAGGUCAGUUCAAGAUGAGUAUGAAAGACGACGGCAGUGGUAUGGUACCUGAGCACGCGAUGUUGGCGUAUACGUUUGGUCUGUCACAAAUUAUCGUCUGCGUAAACAAAAUGGAUGACAAAACAGUCGAUCAUUCGCAAGAACGAUUCGAAAAGGUCAAAACUAGCGUCCAAAAACACUUGAGAAAAAUAAACUACAAAAUGGAAGAAGUUCCAUUCAUUCCGAUGUCAGCUUGGAAUGGUGACAAUUUGACAGAAAAAUGUGCAAAUAUGGCAUGGUGGGAGGGGUCACAGGUCAUCAGAACUUCUGGAAAGGUCAAGGUUACGACCUUGACCGACGCCAUCGAUGCCAUGGUGAUCCCGGCGGGUCGGGAGAGGCGAAGGCCGUUGCGGAUUCCGAUAAGGGACAUGUUCACAAUCAAAGGUAUGACCGUUGCAAUCGGUAGAGUCGAAUCAGGACAGCUGAAAUCAAAUACCAAGUUGUUGUUUGGCCCAACACCCGGCGAGGGCACUGCAAUCUCCAUCCAGAAAAACAACACGCCAGUCGAGUGCGCUAGACCUAGGGACGUGAUUGGUAUGGUGCUGGAGACAAACUGCAUCAAUGCUAAUAGGGGGCGACACGGGAUGUAUAGGCGGGGUCAAGUCUGUACGGAUGAGGCCAGCGAACCGCUGAAGAUCGUCAAAGAGUUUAUCGCACAGAUCGUGGUUCUGGAGCACCCGAAGGGCAUCAUUCACGAAGGCUACGCACCAAUCAUCGACAUCCAUACAAGUCACGUGCAAUGCCGUAUAAGGCAAUUUAUCGAAAAACUUGAUCGCAACACGGGCGAGGUGAUUUGGCCGAGGAAUCCGAAGCGGCUCUUCAUAGGUGAUGCGGCGAAUGUCCGUAUGACCCCAAUGAAACCGAUGUGUGCCGAACAGUUCCGGAGAUUUCCGAGGUUGGGUCGGUUUUCAAUGCGGGAUUUGAGUCGUGUUGUGGGAGUCGGGGUCAUAACUAAAAUCACAGAAUACGAAACUGUGAAGAGCUCAGAAUAGGAGGUUGACAAUUUAAAAACGAGGCUGAGAAGUUUGAUCCGUAACCAGAAAUCGUAUUCCUGACAAAGAAAAAAGCAUGCUCCAAUAAAAAAAUACGGGAAAUGCCCAUAUCUUUGUUUGGCCAAGGAUCAACUUCUAAAAUACAUGAGAACAUGAGAAAAGAAACUGUUGUCGUCGUGCACCGCCCUGGGUUGUCGUCGUGCACCGCCCUGGGUUGUCGUCGUGCACCGCCCUGGGUUGUCGUCGUGCACCGCCCUGGGUUGUCGUCGUGCACCGCCCUGGGUUGUCGUCGUGCACCGCCCUGGGUUGUCGCCGUGCACCGCCCUGGGUUGUCGUCGUGCACCGCCCUGGGUUGUCGCCGUGCACCGCCCUGGGUUGUCGCCGUGCACCGCCCUGGGUUGUCGCCGUGCACCGCCCUGGGUUGUCGUCGUGCACCGCCCUGGGUUGUCGCCGUGCACCGCCCUGGGUUGUCGUCGUGCACCGCCCUGGGUUGUCGCCGUGCACCGCCCUGGGUUGUCGCCGUGCACCGCCCUGGGUUGUCGCCGUGCACCGCCCUGGGUUGUCGUCGUGCACCGCCCUGGGUUGUCGUCGUGCACCGCCCUGGGUUGUCGUCGUGCACCGCCCUGGGUUGUCGUCGUGCACCGCCCUGGGUUGUCGAUCACGAGGCGAACGAUUUUGGUGUUGUGAACGGAGCAAAUCGGAAGGAGAUCGAGACCUCCCUUGGCUGUUUUUGUCGCCGGCUGGGAGAGUGCCAAACGUCUUAAAUAUAUGUAACGUUACAGGUAUUCAU